GUAAUGUGUGUGGAGCCAGGGGAAGGCUGCUCAGGAUGGCGCAGUAAUUUGGAUCCUAUCCCUGUCUUGUGCUUCUAGUGCAGGCCAUGAAAACUGACCUUUAAAGAAUGCUUAACCCAUAAAUUGUAACAAACCCUCCUCCUGGAGGCCGCGCCUGACAAUACACAGCCUGGACAAUCACCCCAAUCCGGACAAUCACCCUCACUGGGGGUGCUCAGCCUGGACAAUCGCCUUAACUAGGGCACCCUGACCAGGGGGUACCCCGGCUGGACUAAUACUCCACCCAGAGGGCUUCCCAACCCGGACAGUUACCCUGACCAGGUGGACCCCAACUCGGACAAUCAUCCUGACCAGGUGCACCUCAGCUUGGAAAAUCGCUGUGACCAGGGGACCCAGCCCGGACAGUUACCGCGACCAGGGACACCCCAACCUAAGCAAUCAACCUGACCAGGGGUACCCCAGCUCGGACAAUCAAUCUGAAUAGGGGCACCCAAACCUAGACAACCACCCUGACUAGGGGUGCCUGAGCCUGGAUAAUCACCCUGACCAGGGGCACCCCAAACAGGAUAUUCCCACUGACCAAGGGCACCCCAUCCCUAGACAAUCACCCAAACCAUCGGUGUCUUGCCGAAACGUCGCACUGACCAAGAGCACCCCAACCAGGGGACACCGUUCUGGAGAAUCACCCUGACCACAGGCACUUAGCCUGGACCACCACCCUGAGCAGGGGGAAACUCACAGCAAAAUCAGUUUAAUGAAUUCAGUGAUUUCCUGGUGCUGGGACUAGUCUCCUUUAUCAUUUAGACUUUGAUUCCUUGAGAUUUGGGGAGUUGUAAGAGGUGGUAUGCCAUCAAGCGCUGACGUUCUAGCUGGUGUUGUAGGAGAACGCAUCACUGAAGAGUGGAAGGACAGCCACUUACUGAGAAUGUCUUCCAAGCAAGCCACCUCUCCAUUUACCUGUAAAGCUGAUGGAGAGGAAGAGGUAACAGGUGACAUAGCGUCACGGGAAAAUCAUGAAGGUAGCGACAACCACCUGAGCAGCCACUUCUCCUUGCACCCUUUAAUACACAACAAACCUCACUCCGAGGAGCUCUCUUCAUUGGCCAACAUGCAGACUGACGUUGACUGGGACAGCAUGAUUACUGCCCAGCAUAGAAUGGAAUCAGAAAGCAAUAAAUUACGUUCCAUCUACUCCUUUCGAACCACGUCUACCUCCCCCCACAAACCAGACGAAGGGGCACGUGAGCGCAGCGAUCUUACGACCAGUGUUACCUUUGGCACUCCAGAACGCCGGAAAGGGAGCCUGGCAGAUGUGGUGGACACAUUAAAACAGAAGAAGUUGGAGGAAAUGACAAGAACUGAGCAGGAGGAUUCAACUUGCAUGGAAAAACUACUUUCAAAAGACUGGAAAGAAAAGAUGGAGCGUUUAAACACGAGCGAUCUUCUAGGAGAAAUUAAAGGUACUCCAGAAAGCUUAGCAGAAAAAGAACGUCAGCUUUCUACAAUGAUAACGCAGCUAAUCAGCCUGAGAGAGCAACUCCUCGCCGCACAUGACGAGCAGAAGAAACUAGCAGCGUCACAGAUAGAAAAACAAAGGCAGCAGAUGGACCUUGCGCGUCAGCAGCAGGAACAGAUCGCAAGACAACAGCAGCAGCUACUCCAGCAGCAACACAAAAUCAAUAUCUUACAGCAGCAAAUUCAGGUCCAGGGUCACAUGCCUCCUCUCAUGAUCCCGAUAUUUCCUCACGACCAGCGGACGUUGGCCGCAGCCGCUGCAGCUCAGCAAAGUUUCCUUUUCCCCCCAGGACUAACAUAUAAACCAGGUGAAAACUAUCCUGUGCAGUUUAUUCCAUCAACAAUGGCAGCCGCUGCCGCUUCUGGUCUCAGCCCCUUACAACUCCAGCAACUCUAUGCAGCCCAGGCCCAGCUUGCCAGCAUGCAAGUAUCCCCUGCAGCAAAAAUGCCGUCUACCCCUCAGCCGCCCAACUCCACAGGGACACUGUCUCCUACUGGCAUGAAAAGUGAAAAGAGAGGGACCAGCCCUAUUGUACAGGUUAAGGAUGAAGCAGUGCAGCCUCUGAACUUAUCCUCACGACCGAAGACGGCUGAGCCGAUGAAAUCCCCCACAUCCCCUACGCAAAACCUAUUUUCGGGUAGUAAAACAAGCCCCAUAAGCCUAUCCAAUAAAAGUGGUAUUCCCAGCCCAAUUGGUGGCACGCUCGGCAGAGGAUCCUCCCUAGAUAUUCUUUCAAGUCUUAACUCUCCCUCCCUGUUUGGGGACCAGGAUACAGUCAUGAAAGCUAUUCAGGAGGCUCGUAAAAUGCGAGAACAGAUCCAGCGAGAGAAUCAACAUCAACCUCACAGUAUGGACGGCAAGCUGUCCAUUAACAACAUGGGCCUCAAUAACUGCCGAAGUGAUAAGAUGCUGCUAGAUGCCAUCACAGGAAGGAUAUGCAUUAGGAAUUUGCACGCAGAGAGAGCACAUUAUGAAAAUAUGAGCUCACAGCUUACUGGAAAACCAAAUGAGGAUGGAAAAAUGGGUCCUGGUGUCAUUGACCUUACUCGACCCGAGGAUGCCGAAGGAGGCACCACGGUAGUUGAAGCGCGGGUCUACCGAGACGCACGUGGAAGAAGUAGCAGCGAGCCUCACAUCAAGCGACCAAUGAAUGCUUUCAUGGUUUGGGCAAAGGAUGAACGCAGGAAAAUUCUCCAGGCUUUCCCAGACAUGCAUAACUCCAAUAUUAGCAAAAUCCUAGGCUCUCGCUGGAAAUCAAUGUCCAACCAAGAAAAACAACCAUACUAUGAAGAACAAGCUCGACUUAGCAAGAUCCACUUAGAGAAAUAUCCCAACUACAAGUACAAGCCUCGACCCAAACGUACCUGCAUUGUCGAUGGGAAGAAGCUUCGUAUCGGGGAAUACAAACAGCUCAUGAGGUCUCGGAGACAAGAAAUGAGACAAUUCUUCACAGUGGGGCAACAGCCUCAGAUACCAAUUAGUACGGCAGCUGGAGUCGUUUACCCUGGUGCUAUUUCCAUGGCAACCACCACACCGUCACCGCAUAUGACUUCAGACUGCUCCAGCACUUCAGCCAGCCCCGAGCCUAGUAUUCCCGUCAUACAGAGCACUUACGGAAUGAAACUGGAUGGUGGGAGUCUUGCAGGAAAUGACUUGAUGAAUGGAGAGGAUGAGAUGGAGAUGUUUGAUGACUAUGAAGAUGAGCCUAAAUCAGACUAUAGCAGUGAAAAUGAAGCCAAUGAGGCUGUCAGUGCCAACUGAAGAAUAUUUCUGGACAUUUAUGGAAACAAAGGAGAAUCUAUGAUAUGUUGAUGGAGUUUUGAAAAAAACGAACAAAAAAAAACAAGUUUUCAAAGAGCCUGCAUGCGUAUGUGGCUUUCACGAGUCCAUCAGCAGAACUGUCUUAAAUAUUUCUUGAUGUGUGAGACGGAUUGACUUCCCCUAGGUUUUUUUCUUUCUUGGACUUUUUUUUAUUUCAGGUGUAGACCUGUAUAAAAAGAUCAUACAUCUGGACUUAAAAAACUCAAACCCAUAGCUGUCUUACAAAUCUUACAUUUUUGUGUGUUUUCAUUUUUUUGAUGCUGAUAAUAGAGUUUUUAAGUUACUGUUUAUAGAAGGGGUUAAACAUUCUCUCAGGUACGUAGUGCCAGCCAAUGGGUUGUGAAUGUGUUUUUAUGCUAUAUCAUUUUAGAAGGUAGAUAGCGAUUUUCUUUCUCUCGCUUUUUUAAUUUACAUAUUGUGAAUCCAGACAUGUACACAUCUGCAUACCUAACUCUGUGUAACAUCCCCAAAUCAUUUCCUCUACAAAUCUGUCUUUUUAUUAUCUUAUGUGCCAAAUUCCAUCAUUCAUAAGCUUAAGCAGUUGACGUCUUAAAAGAGAACCAGAAAAGUCAUGGGCGGCACAUGAAGAUUGUGCUGGCCGUAGUCGUUGUUUUCUCGCAUAGUGUGCAUGAUUUUAAUAUGCCUUUCAUGGUACUCACAGUACAGAUCAUUGUAAAAAGUGAACUAAUCAAGGUUACCAACUUUAGAACGCAAAACUAAUGCUUUCUUAGUUGGGUUUAUGUUGUAUCUUUCACUCUUAGGAAGCGAGCAGUCACCAGUUCUAAAUUUGUGUUGAAUGUGCUGUUACGGCCAUUAAGGUGAAUAACACUUGUACUGAGUCUUAACAAUUUUGUUCUUAAUUUGAUAAAACUCAUUCCAGGAUGCAAGGACCAUUAUAUCUUGAAAUCCUUGUACACCGCACUUGGGUAAAAAUAAUUUAAAUCAUUAUUUGGCAGCAAGCGGAAGUUUUCUCCUGUUUAGAUUUUACUUAACAAUUAUUUUUGUUGUCAGUGUUUCAGCCAUAUGGUUCCCUUACAGCAUCCCAUGCUUAAAUGUGAAAUUUUUGUAAAGGUAAGCGUGAAAAUGGAGAGUUUUGCCCAUCCUUAACACUUCUUUGUAAGCAAAUUGAGCCAAUUCUGUAGACCAAGCAUUUGGGGCUAUGAUACAAUUUGUAUUUUGCUUACAAAAAUGGAAAAUGGGCAAUGUGUCAAUGGGUAUGACCCUAUGGCGAUCCUUAUGUUGAUGGCGAGUUAAUUCAUGAUGUUUCAAAAACAAGCUCACCUGCUCACUUUGCAAAACAAUUCUAAAGUAUCCAAAAAUCACAUCUUUACUUCAUCAAAGACGCUAGACAUGUGACACAGAUAAUGUACUCUAAUAGUAGUGUCAAAAACUGGCAAAGACAAAAUGUGAACGACCAAAGUGGACAAUGAAGAGGCUUUUAUAGUCUCUGUUUGGGAUUACAUCCUCUCCGCAGUUCACUUGUGACAUCCCCAUCAUAGCGAAACCCUCUUACUGUCCGUAAAUCUGAAAAGGUAUUUUAUGUAGGUCACUAAAUUAUCAACUUAGCAUGCUCUCAAAAACAAUUUAUUACAAAUAUAACUCAGCGAAAAAUGCAUCACACACAAUUAGGCAUUUUUGCUGUCUCCUAUAAAAUUUUAAUUUAUGGACCCAAAAUACACCCUUGUAGAUGAUUUUAUUCCCUGGAUAUUAUUAAUAUCAAUAAUAUUUUGAUGAACAUAAAAUUAUUUUGGUAAACCCGCAGUCACAUUAUGUAGGGUUUUACUCAGUGUAGAUAGUCCUGAUUGUAAUAACAGUCUUCAGUUCAACACUAAAACACAAUAUGAUAAUCAUCGCUCUAACCAUCAGAAGAUAGUAUAUGUAAGCUGAAUGGUUAUUAAUGGCAUACACAUCUUCGUUUGAGCUAUAAAUUAAGUGAUUAACUAUUUUAAGCAUAGGAUCCCAAGAAUAAGACCUUGCUAUACAUAUUAUAAUAAUUAUAUAUACAGAUUUCACUGCGGAUUUAGAGUAUUAAGGUAUCACCUAAUCCCAUUUUAUAGCAUUUUGGAAUGAUGACUGUAGACGAGUUGGACUGUUUUUCAAGUAAAAAACCUUCAGGAGAAAAAAUGUAAGUGAAAUUUUCAAGUAACGAAAAAACUCUUAAAAAGUUUUGUAGCUUCAUAUGAGGAUAAUACGAGAUGCUGCAAUAUUCUUUUAUUAUAACACUAGAAUUGCAUCAACUGUAUUUCUAGGUAGACAGACACCGAGUGAGGGAGCAGUUAUUCAAUAAACAACACACAAUACUUUGAUUUCCGCCGCUCCUCUGAUUACGAUUAGAAAAAAUAUAAAGAAAACAUGCAGAAUUUUUUUUUAGUAUUUGAAAAUUUACUGUCAGGCAUAGCUAAAGACCCAUUUCCCAAGCUUACUUAACACAUUUAUCACAAAAGGUUAAUUAUAUACUCUUAACAAAAACAAAUAAAUUAAAUUCAAUUCAGCCAUAAACAAACAAAAAUCCCACCAAAGUCGCAAAAAUAUUUUAAUUGGACUUUUCUACAACCGUAAGAAUAUCAAGAUUACAUGAAAUUAACCCAUUGUGUAUAAAAACUGGUCAGUGAGAGUAGAACAAGCUAUUUUUUGCAAAUGUAAAUUUGGAUAAAACAGGAAACUCGUAUUUGUUUCUAAGGAAUAACAGACUUGCUUGCAUGUGGUUGCAUACAGAAUAUCUGGAUUCAUAUAUUUAUUAAAGGCUUGCAGUCGCCUUUUAGCAAGCAGUGUAAUACUAUUUUGUUGCGAUAACAUUUUUUUAUUUAGGGGAGGGGAUUGGGGGCUGUGCAGGAUUAGGCAAAAUGUGGUAAUGCCAGAAUUUUGUAUUACAUAAUUAUUUUAUGCGUAGACAAACAUUUACAUUAUCAGUUCACCUUUUUAUGACCAUGGCAGAAAAGUAAAAACAAAAUAAAAAUGUAAAAAAAAAAUAAUAAAUUAAAUAAAAUUAAAAAAACUAAAAAUACAUUUUUUUACAGGCUGGCAAAGAACAAAGAACUGUUCUUUUAAAUCUGAAACUUGAUUUUGCUUGUGCUAUAGAAAAAACACACACAGAUGUUUUUCUUCCCUAAGUGUUAUAAGCACUGGAUAUAAAUGGUAUUUUUUAUCACUUCUGACUAAUGUGAAACUGUUGUACAAAAAAAAACAAAAAAAAAAACUACAUGAACAAAAGUCGUCUGUUUAGACUCGUGUGGGUUUGCCUCACAUUUGCCAGAUUUGGUGUCUUGUUUUUUUUUUCACUUAUUUAUAUAAAAUACAUGUUGGUUUUAACACUCUGUUUGAGCUACAGUCUGCGUCGGAUUAACCCCUGAGUGCCCAGGGACAAGACAGUGGAUUAUUUGAUGAUGCACUGCACCCUCCGCAGGUUGCUUGAGCAUUAACACUGUGUGACCAAUCCAUACCCUUUUUUGGAAGAUGGCCCUUCCUUUAACCAGCAGACUAACAACUGUCUUAAACUGUCUAAAGCAAGAUUAAAAAACAAGAAAACUAAAAAAAAUUUAAAAAGGAAUAUUUUUAAAUAGUAUUACAUAGCAGCAUUGAAACCUUUAUUUAUUAGCCAGCACUGGCUCUAAAAUAGAAAUAAAAUAUAAUAUUAAUAUUAAAAUGGAGACAAUCAAUAACUUGCCGUUUAUAAAUGGAUCUUAUUACAAAGUAUGCUAUGGGCAAUACAUCUCAUUUUAGGAGUUUAUUUUAACUUAUGUAAAUAUAACCUGGGACAUAGAAUUUUUUUUUUAUGCAUUAUUUAUAUAUGUACGGAUUGUGUGGUUUUCAGUAUAAAUUGACCCAAGCUUGCUGAACCUCUUGUCGGUGGGUCAGUUUUUGGUCAGUCGCUGAGGAAAAACUAGGUAUCGCAUUAAAUAUCCACUUGGUAUUAAAUCCAUGUGAUUUGAAAUCACAGUCAAGCAUAUUCUUAACCCACUGCAUGUCACAUGCAGAGAUUAUUCCAUGACUCUCCCCUGCACAAAGUAGAGGUAUAAAAAAGAGUGGUAUUAAAUCCAUGUUCCCCACAGCAAAGUGAAGAUAGGAGUAGUUUCCUUCCUAUAAAAAUACCUAUGGUGGUUGAUGGAGCAUUGUCAUUUAUGAAAAGAUCAAAGAUAAUCAAAAUUAGAGACAUUUCUUUAAAUUUGAACUUUUUAGUUAAGUGAAUUCAAAAUAUUGCUUACUUAACGUGAAAAUAUCAAUACUGGCAUCACCAUUUGACAGAACAGCAGUCCCAUACACAUUUCUUAUCAAUAUUCUCUGUAUUACAAUCUCUUAUUAAAGUGGAGAAUACGUCCCGUGUAGAAACCCAUUAUCAGCGUCUUCACGAUGUUUGUCAAAUAAUAAUUCCCAGGCAAACAGUUUCAAUAAUGUGUAUUAAUAAUAGAACCUUUUGGCGACGUUGAAGCGGUGGCUUAACUGGUUUAUAUCAAGCAAACGAGAGCAGUGGAAAGAGGUUCAGUGAUUUGAAAUCACAGUCAAGCAUAUUAUUAACCCACUGCAUGUCACAUGCAGAGAUUAUCCCAUGACUCUCCCCUGCACAAAGUAGAGGUAUAAAAAAGAGUGGUGCACUUACAGAAUAUAGAGAGAAUAACAAAGGAUAUUAAAGGGAAGCUGCAUCGGAACUAGUUUUGUGCUGGAUCUUUAAACACACAGGUUUACUGCGAUGUCUUUCCAUUUCAAUCCUAAAUCAAUUUCAGACCGCUAACAAUCUAUAGGCAACAUCUUUCUCCAUUGUAUCAGGUCAUUUUUUAUUAUAACAACAAUUUUAUUCUUUGUAAAAAAGACUGCAUAUUUAUAUAGGGAGGACAUUUGAUUUAAGAAUAAAAGCUAUUUAUUUUAUGGGUUUUGGUAAGAUACAUUCUUAGUCUUUGGAUGACAGGCUAGUCUUAAGCAGGGGUCAUGCGUCUCAGAAUUCAUUGCUUGCCAGCGACAGAAUUUUAGGAAAAAUAAUGAUUUGAGGUAGGGGAUUCUGCACAUGUGGUUAAAAAUAUUAUCUGUGCUUUCAUGCCCCUUCAAUGAAAAUAGCUUCAUGUUUUAAUUUAGCCCUGCCGCCACUGAGCAUCACAUGUAACAAAAGAAUACACAAUUACAAACGUUUAUUACUAUAAAAGUACGACCCUGGUUGGAUAAUGGUCCUCAUUGAAUACUUUAACCAGAUAAUAUAUAUAUAUAUAUUUUUUAGAAUUGUAAAAAUAUUUGUAUUUAGACAGUAACUGGUACUAAACAUUUCACAUAGUUAACAUUGUAUAGGAUUUGUUACUUCUCUAUGUCAAAAAAUAAAGGUAAAUUAAGAGCUUGACCUCUGAAGAGGUAAUUAGUACAAUACAAUGUGUUGAUAUCCUCUCUGGUACUUACAGGGUUGACUAUCCUAUCAGUGACAAGUUAAUUAUUCUAUUAUUAUAUCAUAGGGAGGGGCCCAACGCAUUUCACAAUGCAAUGUAUUCUUUAACUUCCAAAUCAGGAGGGUUUAAAAGACAAUUUUGAUUAGAAUGUGAAAUAAAGAGUUUGAGGUCAAAUGCAGUUGAUGACAGUGUCUGUUGGAACCAGAAACUGGCCCUUAAUAUGACCAUUGGUAACUAUCAAAUAAUAUUCUGACCUCAGUUUACAAAAAGCACUUGUUACAUUUCAUUUCAGUACUAACCUUCUUUUUUUUCUUUUUAGUCCAUCGUUAUGUAAAGUUUGUUUAAAUGUUUUGUUUUAUACUGAACCCUAGAUUUUUUUUUAUAUAGUAUCCCACAUGUAACAUUUUUUUAAAUGUGUUAAAUUUGACUGAUCAUCUCUUCGACGUACACAAUGUUUGAAUUGCUGUAGAUUUAUUCUAAGUUGAGUGACAAAUGCAGAAAUCGAACAUGGCAAUGUGGACGAUGCCAAGCAAUUUUGUGCGUUAUGACGUAAGCUCUGGCUGAGAAGCGUGAGAUAGGUACUUAGUGCUCAUGCUGUAUGGGAAGGUGCAAAUAUGUUACUGUGUUUUCUACACUUUUGCAGAAUAGCUGGUGUGCAUUGUCUGUCUGUCUUCAUUUUCAUCCAUGUUCCGUUGUAUUUCUUUCUUUUGUAAGAAAAAGAAAAGUGAUUGUUUGUAUCCCCUGGAAUCUUUUUAGCAAAAUGAUAUAAAAAUGCUUAGCAUUUAUGUUUUUUACAUUAUUGUAUUGUCAUAAGCAAAAAAAAAAAAAAAUAAGAGAAAUGCAUUAAGACAAGCUUCUAGCUGUUACUACACCCCAUGGCAUUGUAAUAUGUAUGUGAUGUAUAUUGUGAGAUUGUACUCUAUGUUAAUUUAAUCAGCACAAUUCACUGACAUGCUGGACUACAUACAAGCUGCUCUUAGAACAUGUAAAGUUUUUUUUUUCUUUUCAUGCUGUUGGGGUAACCCAGACUGUUGUCGUUAACGUAUCUUCAGUUUUUUUUUUUUUUAGUUUUUUUUUUUUUUUAUAGAAACUAUGAGGGUGUAGCUCACAAGACGCUAGGGCUGCAAUCUUCCACACCCGCUAGCAGAUUAAACUGGCAGGAUUCAUUUCAUUUUGUAGAAAUUGUAUGUACAAUGCAGGUACCCACCUAGGCCAACGGCUUAUAAAUAUUUGGACGUUUAGAAAAAAAAAAAAAACAACACAAAAACACAGAAAAAAAAAAGAAACAAAACUAGUGUCUAUUGCUGCUUUGAAUAUGUUUUAAAAGUCAGAAAAUGUAAAUAGUUUAUUGGAAAAAAAAAAAUCUUGUACAGUCCAGUGUAAAGUUUUUAACUGAACCUUAAAGUUGCCAACACGUGUUACACAAUUUUCUCUUGAUACAGUACAAAUACCUGUUUGCUAAGGAUAAAGAUUUAAUAAAUCUAAUUGGAAAUGAAAAUAAUAUUGUUAUCCUAAACUUUGCUUCAUUGCAUAAUCAGAUGAUUGCGUCCUGUUGUGCAGUAUUAACGUGAGGUAAUAUGAAUGAUCUCUUGGUGGUAUUUUCAACGGGCCUUAUCUGCCUCUGCCUCAGUAAUAAUCGGACAAGGCAAAUAACUGAAAGACAUGCUGAUGGGUUUAGGUACAUUGUGUACAUGCAUAUUGUACAUGGUGCUUUCUUAAUAUUUUUCUUUGUGCAAUGUAAGGAUGAUGCUAAAAUGCUAAGAUAGGAGGGUGAUGUUCCGCGGGGGAGUGGCUGUAAGACUGCCUAUUUAUGCUAAUUUACCUCAAGACUGUCCUCUAUACCCUUAAUCGAUUCACCAUCACUCCAUCUUUUGUACUGCUGUUCACACUCACAAAUUAAAGAUCCAUUUUGUUUUA
Molecule: messenger RNA, 10617 nt
Organism: Pelobates fuscus (common spadefoot toad)
Lineage: Eukaryota; Metazoa; Chordata; Amphibia; Anura; Pelobatidae
Gene: SOX6
Product: SRY-box transcription factor 6
Exons: 18
Coding region: 845-3277 (810 amino acids)
Biological process (GO): central nervous system development; cell fate commitment; positive regulation of chondrocyte differentiation
Cellular component (GO): nucleus
Molecular function (GO): RNA polymerase II cis-regulatory region sequence-specific DNA binding; DNA-binding transcription factor activity, RNA polymerase II-specific
Source: RefSeq, a predicted model, not a curated record